Molecule: messenger RNA, 1514 nt
Organism: Gigantopelta aegis
Lineage: Eukaryota; Metazoa; Mollusca; Gastropoda; Neomphalida; Peltospiridae
Product: nudC domain-containing protein 2-like
Exons: 4
Coding region: 42-497 (151 amino acids)
Biological process (GO): protein folding
Cellular component (GO): cytoplasm
Source: RefSeq, a predicted model, not a curated record
UUGACGUUAUCGAGACUAUCCACUGGUCAAAUGAUAAACAAAUGGCAUUUGAUGAGAAAAGUGGCAUUGUGCCCUGCAUAACUGAAUGGGGUCGAUGGUGGCAGACUAUAGAAGAGGUCUAUGUUGAAAUUGAUGUACCUGAACGUUGCUCGUCAAGGGAAAUCAAAUGCAUCAUCAAGACAAAGCAUUUAUUCCUAACUGUUAAAGAAAAAAGCUUGAUAAAAGGUGAUCUUUUCGAAGAAGUUCGUGCAGGUGAUUCGCUUUGGACACUAGAGGACAAGAAACUUAUUCGAAUUGCACUGUCUAAAGCCAAGCCGUCUCUAAAUCACUGCUGGAAAUCACUGUUGGUGGAUCAAUAUGAAGCUGAUCCAAUGACAUACGAUGAAAUGGAGAAAAAGUUAACACUGGAGCGCUUUCAGUCUGAGAAUCCUGGAUUUGAUUUUAGUGAUGCUCAAGUGUCUGGGAACUACCAUGGAGGUGGACCAGUGAUGCACUGAAAUCACACAUCAGAACCGAGAGACUUUGAAAAAUCAAUGUUAUGUGAAAAUGGCUUCAUUUGGUGCCCAAGUAACUUUCUUAGCAGCAUUCACUCAAGCUGUUACUCUUUCAAAAUACAAACUUUACAUACACUUGUUCUGUCGAAUCCAUCUGACGGUGAACCACACAUGCAUUGUGCUGUUGAAUCCAUCUGACAGUGAACCUCACAUGCAUUGUGCUGUCAAAUCCAUCUGACAGUGAAUCUCACAUACAUUGUGCUGGCAAAUCCAUCUGACAGUGAACCUCACAUACAUUGUGCUGGCAAAUCCAUCUGACAGUGAAUCUCACAUACAUUGCGCUGGCAAAUCCAUCUGACAGUGAAUCUCACAUACAUUGUGCUGGCAAAUCCAUCUGAUAGUGAACCUCACAUGCAUUGUGCUGUCGAAUUCAUAUGACAAAGAAGCUGACAUACAUUGUGCUGUCAAAUCCAUCUGACAGUGAAUCUCACAUACAUUGUGCUGGCAAAUCCAUCUGACAGUGAAUCUCACAUACAUUGUGCUGGCAAAUCCAUCUGACAGUGAAUCUCACAUUCAUUGUGCUGGCAAAUCCAUCUGACAAUCAAUCUCACAUACAUUGUGCUGUCGAAUCCAUAUGACAAAGAACCUCACAUACAUUGUGCUGUCAAAUCCAUCUGACAGUGAAUCUCACAUACAUUGUGCUGUCAAAUCCAUCUGACAAUGAACCUGACAUACAUUGUACUGGCUAAUACAUAUGACAGUGAACCUCACAUGCAUUGUGCUGUCGAAUCCAUAUGACAAAGAACCUGACGUACAUUGUGCUAAAGAAUCCAUCUGACAAAGUAUUUUACAAAUUGUAACAGUAAUUUAAAUGAUAGUUCUGUCAACAAAAACCACUGACUGUCAUAAGUGAUGUGGAUUUUGUUUUGGACAUCAUCUUUUAUACUGCUUUAGAUGUUAUGAUUACGAGUUGUGGUAUAUUUGUGAAUAUUCAUUAUUUUUGUAUAAAAAACAUUAAAU